UUAAGGCUGUGGUACUCUGGACAAGAGUGCCACAGAAAAGACUUAAAGGGGAAAACAUCACCCUAGGCUUGACAGAUAUCCACAGAAGAGUCGGAAACUGCUGUAAGAGCCUGUGGAGGGCAGCGCUGUCCUGCUGGGGGUGGUGCGCUGUGAACAGCUCAGAGGUGCCAGCUGCUGAGAGUGCCUGAAAAGAGGAGGGAGAUGCCUCACGUCAGAGCCUCUUCAUCUGCAAGCAGCAGUGCAGGGAGCAGAGCAUCCUAUGAAACACCAGCACUAUCAGACCUCCAGAGGCUCUUCUGGUUCAGAGGAGGAUCUGAUAAUCACGUGGAUGAAGUCUGGCCAAACAUUUACCUGGGAGAUGCGUGGGCUGCUAGGAGCAAAACUACUCUUCAAAGCCUCAACAUUACUCAUAUCCUUAAUGCAGCAGAUGGGCCAUAUAGCAUCAACACAGGAGCCAAGUACUAUGAAGAUCUGCAAAUGGAGUACUAUGGAGUAGAAGCAUUUGAUGAUCCUUCCUUUGAUUUAAGUAUCUUCUUCUAUGAUGCUGCCAAUUUUAUAGGCAAAGCCUUAGCCACUUCAGGAGGUAAGGUGUUUGUUCACUGUGCCAUGGGGGUGAGCCGCUCUGCCUCUUUAGUGCUUGCCUUCCUAAUGAUCCACGAAAACAUGACACUCGUGGAUGCUCUGAAAACAGUGAGUGCUCACAGAGACAUCUGCCCAAAUUCAGGCUUCCUCAGCCAGCUCCGGGACUUGGACAUCAAACUAAAUGAAGAGAAGAAAGGAACCAGAGCAUCUGCUAAGAAAGAGCUGUAAGACAGUAUUGCUAAGAGGACAAAGUAUUAUUUGACUUUCCUGUAUCUCUUUUAAGUUAAUUGCAUUUAUAAGCUAAGGACAGAAGUUUGUGAUAGACCAGAACACAAGUAAUUACUGUAAGGGGAUUUUAUGUGGUCUUUCAAUUUCGCAGAGCCCUCCAAAAUUACACUUCUGAUUCUUUGUACAUUGUA
Molecule: messenger RNA, 1001 nt
Organism: Pogoniulus pusillus (Red-fronted tinkerbird)
Lineage: Eukaryota; Metazoa; Chordata; Aves; Piciformes; Lybiidae
Product: dual specificity protein phosphatase 13B-like
Exons: 4
Coding region: 202-810 (202 amino acids)
Biological process (GO): protein dephosphorylation; negative regulation of MAPK cascade
Cellular component (GO): cytoplasm
Molecular function (GO): MAP kinase phosphatase activity; protein tyrosine/serine/threonine phosphatase activity
Source: RefSeq, a predicted model, not a curated record